Messenger RNA from Exophiala xenobiotica, 2274 nucleotides. RefSeq lists its product as uncharacterized. Gene Ontology annotation, biological process: L-aspartate biosynthetic process. Gene Ontology annotation, cellular component: cytosol. The record is from RefSeq and is a predicted model, not a curated record. The coding region runs from base 291 to 1652 and encodes 453 amino acids. Gene Ontology annotation, molecular function: pyridoxal phosphate binding; L-aspartate:2-oxoglutarate transaminase activity. The transcript is spliced from 3 exons. NCBI's taxonomy places the organism in Eukaryota, Fungi, Ascomycota, Eurotiomycetes, Chaetothyriales, Herpotrichiellaceae.
AUUCGUAUGCUCACAGCAUAUGACUGUUGACAAUUCCAGCUGUACCUCGCUACAUCCCACCGAAUUACCGGGGACCUGUGGCGUUAUUGUCACCUGCAUCGACACCAACAUCAGAAGCUACCUGCACUGCCUAACAUAUCGCUGAUCCGCCCUCAGAGGUACAGAGGUACGUUGCCAUCCAUCCGCCUUUUGACACAUUUUACUCCAAGAAACGCGCAUACAGCACUCCGUAGUACGAGUAACUUAGUGUUUUGGGCACCACCACGCCACUUUUUUUGAUCCUCAAAGACAUGCCCUCACCGCCUAGACUCUCUACCUCGUCUUCCUCUCCUGCAUCCUCACGAUCCACGACUAACGCCAACUCUCGUCUCUCCCAGGUCAGACAGCACACCAUGGGUUCAGUAGGAGGUUUAGAUCCCGAGACCCGGUUCAACGACAAUGUCGUCCCUCAAGCUCCAGAAGACCCGUUGUUCGGAUUGAUGGCUGCGUACCGCAAAGACACAAACGAGAAGAAAGUCGACUUGGGCAUUGGGGCGUACCGAGACAACAAUGCGAAACCGUGGGUGUUGCCGGUCGUCAAGAAGGCCGAUGAAAUCCUACGGAACGACCCAAACUUGAACCACGAAUACCUUCCCAUAGCAGGUCUUGCAGACUUCACUUCAGCCGCGCAGAAACUCAUCCUCGGCUCGGACAGCCCUGCUAUUAAAGAAGGACGGGUCUGCUCCCUCCAAACCAUUUCCGGCACCGGUGCCGUGCACCUCGGCGGCCUGUUCCUCUCGAAAUUCCUGCAUUCGCCAACCAUCUACCUGUCCAAUCCGACAUGGGCCAACCACAACCAGAUCUUCACAAACGUCCACCUUCCGAUCAAACAGUACCCCUACUUCUCCGCCAAGACCAAGAUGCUCGACCUCGACGGCAUGCUCGACACUCUCAAGGCCGCGGAGCCCGGUAGCAUCGUGCUCCUGCAUGCCUGCGCACACAACCCGACUGGGGUGGACCCGACUCAGGAGCAGUGGACACAGAUUGCCAAGGUCUGUCAAGAGAAGAAGUUGUUCCCGUUCUUCGACUGCGCAUACCAGGGCUUCGCCUCGGGCGACCUGGCCAAGGACAACUGGGCGAUUCGGCACUUUGUCGAGCAAGGAUUCGAACUCGUCAUCGCGCAAUCCUUUGCCAAGAACUUUGGCCUGUACGGCGAGCGCGCGGGUGCGUUCCAUUCGGUCGCGGCGCCCGGGCCCAAGGCUCAAGACAUCACCAAGCGUGUCGCGAGUCAACUGGCCAUCUUGCAGCGGAGCGAGAUCAGUAACCCCCCGGCGUACGGCGCACGGAUCGCGAGUAUAGUUCUCAACGACCCGGAGCUGUUCAAGCAGUGGGAAGGUGAUCUGCGCACCAUGUCUGGACGGAUCAUCGAGAUGCGGAAGAGCUUGAAGUCGGAGCUGGAUCGCUUGCAGACACCGGGGAACUGGGACCAUAUCACGAGUCAGAUCGGCAUGUUCAGUUUCACGGGCAUCAGUGAGAAGCAGGUUCUCGCCAUCAGGGAGAAGUGGCAUGUGUAUAUGACCAAGAAUGGCCGGAUCAGUAUGGCGGGGCUGAAUACGGGCAAUGUGAAGUACUUUGCCGAGGCGUUGGAUGAUGUGGUGAGGAACGUCAAAUAGGGACCGGCCGGUUCGCAUGAUGGCCGAAUUGACUGAUGGGGGAUUGCAAGGGAAGCACGACAAAGGGCGGUGCGGAGUGAAGUGAAAUGAGGGUGGCAAGCAUAUCGGAAGCUUGGUGCUUUUGGAAUCUGACCCAGUGAGCGCGUGGUUUUCUGUCUCGGCGGGAGAAUGAAGGCAAAAGGAGGCAUGGUGCAGAUGUUCAGCGGCCUGCCUGUUGCAUGAGUUGAUCAAAAGAAGAGAAGGGGCUGCAUAUCUGCAUCAUGGCUGUGGCUCUGGCUGUGGCUCUAGCUCUGGGCUUCGGGAGAUCUUGCUGUGCACUCAAUGGGCUUGUGCUUGUGCUUGUACUUGGACUUGGACUUAGCAGCAGCUGAAUUUCGAGGUCCGGCAUGGGUGCAUGAAUUGCCAAUGAUGCCGAUGAACAUGGAAUGGAAUGGACAGCAUUCUACGGAUAUUCAGGGAAUUUGCCUAGCAAGCUAGGUACCAUCAUGGGGGACGGGAUCUGCGUGAGAGUUUCUACGAAGGCCAUAGACAAAACAGAAUUUCAAGGCAGGGGCCGUGAGAAAAUCAUCGAGAUGAGCAUGAGUGUGCCAAAGUCCUCGUUUCUUAAACAAUACAAAGUUAC